Theobroma cacao (cacao) is the source of this 1578-nucleotide messenger RNA. Lineage: Eukaryota; Viridiplantae; Streptophyta; Magnoliopsida; Malvales; Malvaceae. The record is from RefSeq and is a predicted model, not a curated record.
AUGGAGUUUGAGUUCCCAAAUGAAGACCUGAUGUCGGUUUGUCAAACAAAUGAGGAGGAAUCAGAGGAGAAAGAGAAUUGGAAGAUGUUUUUCGAUGGAGCUUCGAACGCCUUAGGGCAUGGCAUAGGAGCCGUGUUAGUGUCACCAGAAGAAGAUCAUUAUCCCGUCAUAGCCAAACUCAACUUCUAUUGCACCAAUAAUGUGGCUGAAUAUGAAGCUUGUAUCAUGGGUCUUCAGGCAGCAAUCGAGAGGAAAAUUCACAUUUUGGAAGUGUAUGGGGAUUCUGCUUUGGUCAUUUAUCAAUUACGAGGAGAAUGGGAGACACGCGACUCGAAGUUAAUCCGGUAUCAUAAGUAUGUUUCAAAGCUAAUUGAAAGUUUUGAUAAGAUUUGCUUCACCCAUUUGCCCCGAAAGGAGAAUCAAAUGGCUGAUGCAUUAACCACGUUGGCAAUAAUGUUCAAAGUUGGUACCGAUGUCAAGAUUCAACCCAUCAUGAUUAAUCUUCGAGAGUGCCCCGCACACUACUCCAGUGUAGAGGAAGAAGUAGACGGGAAAUCGUGGUACCAUGAUAUUGUGCAUUAUUUCAAGUUCCAGCAGUAUCCGAAGCAGAGCUCAGAAAAUGAUAAAAAAACCAUUAGAAGGUUGGCAAUGAAUUUCUUCUUGGAUGGGGACAUCUUAUACAAGAGAAGUAGGGAUCUAGUGCUUUUGAGAUGUGUGGAUUCAGCCGAAGCUUGGAGAAUAGUUGAGGAAGUUCACAAGGGAAUUUGUGAGGCACAUGCAAGUGGGCAUAUGUUGGCAAGACAUGUCAUGAGAGCAGGGUAUUAUUGGCUCACGUUGGAAACGGAUUGUAUAGAUUUAGCUCGAAAGUGUCACAAGUGUCAGAUAUAUGCAGACAGAAUCCACACUCCUGCAAAUUCACUGCAUGUAUUGACAUCGCCAUGGUCAUUCUUAAUGUGGGGCAUGGAUGUGAUUGGGUUAAUAACCCCGAAGGGUUCAAAUAGGCAUCGGUUUAUUCUGGUGGCAAUUGACUACUUCACUAAGUGGGUAAAAGUAGCAUCUUAUGCCAAUGUGACCCAGAAAGUGUUCAAGAUCAAGCAUCACAAUUCAGUGCCUUAUCGCCCAAAGAUGAAUGGAGUGGUAGAAGCAACCAACAAGAACAUCAAAAUGAUAAUUGAAAAGAUGACAGAUGUAUACAAAGAUUGGCAUGAGAAGUUACCCUUUGUUUUGCAUGUUUAUCGCACAAUAAUCCGAACUUCCACGAGAGCUACACCAUUCUCUUUGGUAUAUGGGAUGGAAGCAGUUUUACCAAUUGAAGUAGAAAUCCCUGCCCUAAGUGUCCUUAAAGAAGUACAGUUGGAAGAAGCCAAAUGGGUUAACACUUGUUAUGAGCAAUUGAAUCUCAUAGAAGAAAAAAGGUUGACAGCAUUUUGCCAUGGGCAAUUAUAUCAAAAGAGAAUGAUUAGGGCACAUGGCAAAAGGGUACAUCAUCGUCAGUUCCAAGAAGGAGAGUUAGUAUUGAAAAGAAUUCUUCCCAACCAGCAAGAUCCUCGCGGGAAAUGGAAACCAAAUUGGGAAUGA